CACACGUACAGUACAUAAAACCUAACGGGUCUCUAAAAUGGGACCGCUCAGCGAGAACUAACAGCAAAAUUAUUCUAGCAGUAAUUACAGGAUCACGAUGAGGAUAAUAUGUUUUUAUUCGUGUUGCUUCUUUUUGUAUUCCACGUCAUCCUCAGUGAAACACUCACUGCAGUAUCUGGUCACUGCAUCCUCUGGAGUCCCAAACAUCCCAGAGUAUAUGGGUGCUAUGAUGCUUGAUGGCAUUCAGAUGGGUUACUGUGACAGCACCAACAAGACAGUAGAACCAAGACAAAACUGGGUGAAGAAGAUGCUUGAAAACGAAACUCAGCUGUUGCAGAUAUUGACUCAGGAUUGCUUUCAGGAUCUGAAUAACUUUGGGAGGCGUAUUUCUAGUCUGAAGGAGCAGUUCCAGAGUGAAGGUGUCCACAUUUUACAGAAGAGAGAAGGCUGUGAAUGGGAUGAAAAUACUGGAGAGGUGACUCGAUUUUCACAGUACGGUUAUAACGGAGAAGACUUUGUUGAGUUUGAUCUGAAGACACUGACAUGGAUCGCACUGAAACCAGAAGCUAACAUUACUAAACAGAGAUGGGAUGAUGACAAUGGUAGAACAAAAUACAAGGAAAACUUCCUCACUAACAUUUAUCCAGAGUGGAUGAAGAAGUCUUUGUCCUAUGGGAACAGCUCCCUGCAGAGAACAGUUCUUCCCUCAGUGUCUCUUCUCCAGAAGACUCCCUCCUCUCCAGUCAGCUGCCACGCUACAGGUUUCUAUCCUAACAGAGUCAUGAUGUUUUGGAGGAAAGAUGGAGAAGAGAUCCAUGAAGGUGUGGAUCCUGGAGAGAUCCUCCCCAACAACGAUGAGACCUUCCAGAUGAGUGUUGAUCUGAAUGUUUCAUCAUUCACACCUGAAGACUGGAGCAGAUAUGACUGUGUGUUUCAGCUCUCUGAUGGUGAGGACGUCAUCCUCACCAGGCUGAAUGAAACAGUGAUCAGAACCAACAGGGGAGGAAAAAAUACAAAUGUUCUGUGCCAGCUCUCUAAACAUGAUGAAGAAACCUAUGGUUCUCCUCCUCCUCUGUCAUGCUGCAUCUGCAGCAACAUGAAUGAACCUGAACCCAGACAGGACUGGGCAAAAGAAGUGAAGAAAGAGGAUCUCCAGCUAUGCACAGAGCAUGGUCAGAUGAUCAUACUUUAUCAGCAGAUGUUAGAAGUUGCAACUGCCAGUUUCAAGCAGCACACAAACCAAACUAAAGGUGUUCACAUAAUCCAGGAGUUGACUGGUUAUGAGUGGGAUGAUGAGACUGAAAAGGUCACUGGGAUUAAACAGUUUGGUUAUAAUGGAGAAGACUUCAUUGCACUGGACAUAGAAACAGAGACAUGGAUCUCUUCAAACCCACAGGCUGAAAUCACAAAACAAAUAUGGAACGCACAUACCAAUAAGGGGUUUUGGAAGAACGUAUUCGCAACUACUUUCCCGGCAUGGUCCAGCAUGUACAUGAAUUAUGCUGAAAGUUUUGUGCAUAGAAAAGUUCCCCCUUCAGUGUCUCUCCUCCAGAAGACUUCCUCCUCUCCAGUCAGCUGCCACGCUACAGGUUUCUAUCCUGACAGAGCCGUGAUGUUCUGGAGGAAAGAUGGAGAGGAGAUACACGAGGAUGUGGACCACAAAGAGAUCCUCCCUAACCAUGAUGGGACCUUCCAGAUGAGUGUUGACCUGGAUAUUUCAUCAAUCGGACCUGAAGACUGGAGAAGGUAUGACUGUGUGUUUCAGCUCUCUGGUUUUGAGGACGAUGUUGUCACAAGACUGAAUGAAUCAAUCACCAGAACCAACUGGGACAAACGUAAAACUGGAAAUGAUGAAGACAGAUCCAUUCCUAUCAUCACUGCCAUGGUUGUUCUUGUUGUCAUCGUCACUGUUGGUGUUGGAUUUGCUGUUUACAAAAGAAAGAAAGGCAAAAGCACCAACUUAUCACCUGUCAACAUCUCUGACCUCUCUGAGAGACUGAGUCCAGAGACCACAUAAGCAAACACAGCUCCCGGACAUACAGUGACAUCAAGAGCUUAGAAUCAGACUCCUUCAUUGUCAUUAUGUCAAAAGCACAAUGCAAUUACAUGCUGUCCCAUUCAGUGCAAAGAAAAGAAUGGAAAGCAAAGAAAGCAAUAUAACUAUUCACAGAAAUACAAAAGUUGAAAAUAAAAUUCUAAUAAAAAAAAAAAUACAGUGCAAAUAAAUAAACAGAUAUGUACAUUUGUGUGUGUGCUUGAGUCACUAUUGAUUGCACAGUUUGGACACAUCAGUGUUUAUUUACUGUCUAUUAUUUACAAUCAAGUUUGUUUGUUUUGGCUUUUUUUGAAUAAAGAACUUUUGAAGCUGUCACAAACUCACUGAGGCUGCAUGAAAGACCUUAACUCAGUUAUGGGACUAUUAAGAUAACAUUUUAGAAAUAAGUACAAUUUUGUUUUUGUUUACUUCAUUACUUUCAUUUUUUUCCUCUUGUAAAUAAAUGUUUAGUUACUAAAAAAUACAUAAUCAAUAACGAUAUUAUAUUUAAAGUUGAUUUCUAUGUGAAAAAUUACGUUAUGCCUAUUGUUACAUAGUUAAAUUGUAAUUCAUUGUAACUAUGCACCUUACUGUGAAAAUUGUUUAUACGGUCUGUGCACCUUG
This is a messenger RNA of Oreochromis niloticus (Nile tilapia), 2659 nucleotides long. Its product is annotated as major histocompatibility complex class I-related gene protein. Lineage: Eukaryota; Metazoa; Chordata; Actinopteri; Cichliformes; Cichlidae. Gene Ontology annotation, biological process: immune response. The record is from RefSeq and is a predicted model, not a curated record. The transcript is spliced from 11 exons. Gene Ontology annotation, cellular component: external side of plasma membrane. Bases 98 to 2017 code for a protein of 639 amino acids.